UCCUUCACCCCAUCACAGCACCAUCACAAAAUCCUACCGGACUCACGGUCACCGUGUUACCCUUACCCACCUUCUCCUACGCACAGCACAACCAAUCACACGCGCUCCGCUCUGUCUAGAGACCAUGGCCACCGCCUGCCGAUUCGCCGCGCCGCUGGGCCUCGCCCCGUUGCCUCGCAGCCGCGCCGGCGCCGGCACCAAGAGCGUCAUUUUCUCGGUACGCUCCACCAAGGUCGUACAGCGGAACUUCGUCGUGAAGGCGGCUUCCGACGAGGGUCCGGCGGAGACACCCGAGAUCGUCAAGGCUGCGCAGGACGCGUGGGCAAAAGUUGAGGACAAGUACGCCGUGGCCACCAUCGGCGUCGCCGGGCUCGUCGCGCUAUGGACGGCCGUAGGGGCGCUCAAGGCCAUUGACAAGCUUCCUAUCUUGCCUGGUGUGUUGGAGCUGGUUGGCAUCGGGUACACAGGGUGGUUCACAUACCGUAACCUCAUCUUCCAGCCUGACAGGGAAGCGCUGAUCAGCAACAUCAAGAGCACCUACAAUGAAAUCACCGGAAGCAGCAGCUAAUUCAGCAGCAUUUACAAAAUAACUUCGGUAAGAAGAGGGUACCUCGAGCUGCAUCAGUGAGCAACCAUUCAGAAUCAAUAAGUAGCUAGUGAUAUCUAACAUGGAUGUCGUUACUGUUUGCUUCUGUUCCUCUUGGCUUAAGCCAGAGCAAAAACUUACUGAUGAGCUGUCCCUACGAUUACUCUGAAUUCCGAAUGUAUAACUAUGAUAUAUUUCAGUCUUUUCGAGGUC
This is a messenger RNA of Lolium rigidum, 799 nucleotides long. RefSeq names its product protein CURVATURE THYLAKOID 1B, chloroplastic-like. Gene Ontology annotation, cellular component: chloroplast thylakoid membrane; thylakoid. NCBI's taxonomy places the organism in Eukaryota, Viridiplantae, Streptophyta, Magnoliopsida, Poales, Poaceae. Bases 125 to 568 code for a protein of 147 amino acids. The transcript is spliced from 5 exons. The record is from RefSeq and is a predicted model, not a curated record.